CACACAUUGGACACAUUGGACACAUUGGACACAUGAACCUAACUUUAGAUUCCUCACUCCUAAACUUGUAUUAAGCGCUGCUUCUAUUACCCUUCCCUCGUUUGUCCUACCUCUCCCCACAUAGUCUAUUUACGAAACCAUGGCCCGCGGCAACCAGCGUGAAAAGGCGCGCGAGAAGAACCUCAAGGCCCAGUCUGCUCAGAAAUCAAAGAACGCGAAGAGCGGUACUGAGAUGCAACGCGACAAAGAAGCUGUCGCCGAGAUGAUGCGCAAGAAGCAAGCUGCUGCCGACGCGAAGAGGGCAGCCGCUGCUGCUGGCGGAAAGUAAAUGGACUUCCAGCAUAGCGAAUGGCGUAUUUACAUACCUUAGGUAUAAGAGGGACAUGUUUUGCGAUAUGAUAUAGGGCGAAUUUUUUUUUCCGACCAGACGGGGUUCUAGGUGCAUAGCGGCGUCUAGACUUUCUCAAUCUCGUUCCUUGAUGAAUGCGAUUAUCAUUAAUCCGUAGUGUUCCCUUGAUGUGACUGUUUCCGGACAUCUGUCUGCUAUAUACUUGGUUCACUUAAGAAUAAUCUUCCACAUUGAACAGGCGGUCACAUUAUUGUAUUGGAUUAAGUAUUGGUAUUUUUACUUGAUCUGAUGACCUAUUAAGUGCACCUAUAAUAUACGAUCCAGUCAUAUGU
This is a messenger RNA of Daldinia loculata, 681 nucleotides long. Its product is annotated as putative serf family protein. The record is from RefSeq and is a predicted model, not a curated record. Lineage: Eukaryota; Fungi; Ascomycota; Sordariomycetes; Xylariales; Hypoxylaceae. The coding region runs from base 140 to 328 and encodes 62 amino acids. The transcript is spliced from 4 exons.